ACAUUCUAAUUUCAGUCAGUAACUGAUAAUCAAACGAUCUAGUUAGAAGUGCUAGACGUAGGGAACAAAAUUGUUUUCCAAAGAAAUGUUCAUCAAAGUAACCAGUAAGAAAAUCGAUUUGUAAAAAGGAAAAGUUUAAUUCUGCCGCCUAUUAAGAUGAUGAACCAAAUCGUAGGAGUCCUUGCUCUUUUGGGAGUUUGCUGUGUGAGUCUAGCGCAAAAGCCAGACUACUGUGAUCCUGCGCUGUGUCCUGGCGGCAAAGCUCAUGUCGCCUGUAAUGCCACCGAGGAAUUUGGUGGAACUUGUCCUGAAAAUGCGGAACUAGUGAAAUUAGACGGAAAAUUCAAGGAUAUGAUACUCGAAAUGCACAAUACUCUGAGAAGUGAACUGGCUAGUGGCAAGAUGGAGGGAUUUGCGGCAGCUGAGAAAAUGGCAAUUUUGGACUGGGACGACGAGCUGGCCCGGGUUGCCGAGUAUAAUGUGCGGGGCUGUGCCUACUCCCACGACGAUUGCCGCAGCACCGAAAAGUACCGUUUCACGGGCCAAAACAUCGCCCGGAAGUCCAAACCGAACAACAUCACCGUCGAAGUCAAACGGGCCAUUUCCGACCUGACGAACAAAUGGUGGCAGGAGUACGUCGACACCAAUCAGACGGUGAUGGAUUCCUACCGGAAGGUGGGGGAGGGAGUGCACGUGGGCCAUUUCGCGCUGAUGGCGAGCGAUCGGAUUAGCAAGGUGGGAUGUGCCAUCAGCAAGUACUUCAACCCGGAGAACAAGCGAAACUACGUGUACUACGUCUGCAACUACUCGUUCACGACGGUGCUGAACAAGCCGGUCUACCGGAAGGGCAAAUCCUGCUCCAAGUGCGACAACUGUAGCAAAAAGUAUCCGGGCCUGUGCGAGGGCAUCGGAGACGAUAUUGACAAGGAAAAUUGAAAGCGCACCCCCGCACAGACAGAUUAUUGACACUUAACCGAUGCAUGAUUGUGAUAUACCUCAGAUUUAA
Messenger RNA from Uranotaenia lowii, 1006 nucleotides. Its product is annotated as antigen 5 like allergen Cul n 1-like. The transcript has 3 exons. Bases 157 to 936 code for a protein of 259 amino acids. NCBI's taxonomy places the organism in Eukaryota, Metazoa, Arthropoda, Insecta, Diptera, Culicidae. The record is from RefSeq and is a predicted model, not a curated record.